CUAGAAUGGAUGGACCCCUUAACUGCGCCUCAAGCCGCUUCCUCUUGCCAAAUAUAACAGAUCGCCAUGUCACGUGCCACCGCUCUACAUGGUCCGUGCUGCUCACCACUUUGAAAUCGCCUAGCGAGUCGCGUCAAACCGCGUCAACUUCAGGUGGUAAGGUACGUACUACAAUCGCAGGGAAACAAAGUGAACGACUCGAACAACUCCGCCAAAUAAUCGCACCCACGAACAAAACAGCAGCCAUGAGCCACUAGCCUCCCUUUCACUCACAGGACACCCGGGCAAAAAGCAUUCCCGAACAGCCUGCAAAGUCGAUUGCAUGAUAUCUGCUCGACGACGCUUUUCGGCAUUCUCCACAGCAACCCCUCUCCUGCGUGCGAGUUGCUGGAAGGCGCCCCUCCACAGCCCGCACACCUGUCGAGUCCUCGUCCCGCACUUGGAUGCAUACAUCUCACACAGUCGAACAGCUGGUUACUCCAGAAUCGCCGACGCAAUGUUAGGGCGGGCAGUACAGAGUUUCCAGGCUCCGCCGCCGCGGAAGGAAGCAUUGGCGGCAGCGGAAACGGCUAGGAGAGCAGCCCAGUCUCCGGGGUCGAGUCAGGGCGUGGAUGAUAUGUUGAAGAAUGGGAAGAAGGAUAAUAGUAGGAAGAGCAUUAGUGGGUGGGCGAGACCGGUGUCCCCGAGCUCGUCGGUGCCGUCGAGUGCACCGUUGUCGGUGUUUUCGAGGACGAAUUCGGCUUCUGCGUUUUCGAGACCGACUACGGCGGGGACUGUUACGUCGACUGCUUAUGCGGAUACAUCGUCUGUGGCGAGGGGGGUUUCUGCGGGCCCAGGCAGGCAAGGUGUUGCUGGGGAUAAGGUCGUAACACAAGCAGCAGUUAUUAUCAAUUCCGGCACAGACAUUGUCGACUUAACACAAGAAGCUCCAAGCAAAUCUCACGCUCCACAACCAGUCGAAUUCGACUUUGACGAUUUUGACGACGACAGCGACCUGGAUCUCGAAGUGGAAUACCCACUGGCAUUACCAACCUUGAGUGCGCCACCUAGACAGCCAUUGACCUCGAUGUCCUCGAAUAAUACUAACUUCCCAGCGUCAAUGCCUCCACCGAAACUGUCAGCAACUCCUCAACACCUCACCAAUCCAAGUAGUGGUCCGAUACCAUGGUCUUCAUCUCCACAAGCACAUCUGGGCCCGCCUCCAGGGGCUGGGGCGAAACGAUCUACUUUCCAAGAGCCAGAACAACAAAUUACAAAUUUGAUUUCGUCUGAGCCGUCCAUCGAUGCGAACCCUCGACCGGCUAAGAGGAGGACAACCCCAUGGGCACAGCGGGCGGCAGAGGAGAAGGAUGUGCAGCCACAGGAGAGGGAACAAGCAGCUAGAGGUACCCAAUGCUUUAAGUGCCUGGGAUAUGGCCAUUAUGCUGGGAGCUGUACCAGAGCACGCCCCAAAGACAACUCAAUUUCACAUGACGAAGAUAGCUUUACCCCACUGCCGAAAGAAAAAUCAUUACCCUGGAAUACUACCGCAAGCGCUAUCAAGGACAAACGGGGGGCGUUCAGGGAGCAACAGAAGACUAUGAAAAUGAAGAGGGAGCAAAAUUCUAUAACGGAGAUGUUCAAGACUAAAACAAAAGGAUCGACCACCAAGGAGGAGAGGGGGGCUAAUAUAUUCCUCAGCUCGGAGCAGAGCAAUGUCUUGGGACUCGUCACCGAGCAGAAGAAGAGCGUGUUCUUCACGGGUUCUGCGGGAACGGGAAAGUCUGUGCUGAUGCGAGCUAUUAUCGCGGAGCUGCGCAAGGUGUAUAAGAAGGAGCCUGAUCGGGUUGCUGUCACCGCGUCUACGGGUUUGGCUGCUUGCAAUAUUGGCGGUGUUACGUUGCAUAGUUUUGGUGGGAUUGGGCUGGGGAAGGAGUCUGUGCCUGACUUGGUGAAGAAGAUUAUGAGGAACCAGAAGGCGAAGACUCGGUGGUUGAGGACUAAGGUUCUGGUCGUCGAUGAGGUUUCGAUGGUCGAUGGAGAGCUGUUCGAUAAGCUGGAGGGCAUUGCUAGGUUCAUCAGGAAGAACGGAAGGCCGUUUGGUGGGAUUCAACUGGUUGUUACGGGGGAUUUCUUCCAGUUGCCGCCGGUGCCGGAUUAUGGGAAACAGGUUAAGUUUGCAUUCGAUGCUGAUACCUGGUCGACCUCGAUUCAUCACACUAUUGGCUUGACGGAGGUUUUCAGACAGCGCGAUCCAGUAUUCGCCAAUAUGCUCAAUGAGAUGCGCUUAGGCAAGAUCAGUGAUGAAACCAUGAAAGCUUUCAGGAAGCUAGAUAGGCCACUGGAAGCCUCCGGUCUCGACGCAACUGAAUUAUUCCCAACUCGAAACGAAGUCGACAACUCCAACUUCAUGAAGAUGCGCCAACUCCAAGGGGCCGGCAAAAUCUACCUCUCCGAAGACAGCGGCAGUGUCCGCGACCCUCAACAACUCGAGCGCCUCCUCCAAAACUUCAUGGCGCCCAAGAAACUCGAGCUCAAGAAGCACGCACAGGUCAUGCUGAUCAAGAACAUGGACGAUAACCUCGUCAACGGCUCUAUCGGCAAGGUCAUCGGGUUCAUGAACGAGAAAACCUUUGAGGUCUACGAGGGCGUCGAUCUUGACCCGCUCGACGACAAUGCGGGGUCCGACACGGAGGACCCACACGACGCGACCCGCGAAGCUAAACGUCGCGUUAGAGGCAUGAUGAAUAAAGACCUCAUCGCCGACACCGGCAAAGAAUACCCCCUAGUCCGCUUCUUCGCCGCGGACGGCACAUCACGGGACCUCCUCUGCCAGCCCGAGGACUGGAAAGUCGAGCUCCCCAACGGCGAGAUCCAAGCCCAGCGUCGCCAGAUCCCGCUCAUCCUCGCCUGGGCGCUCUCCAUCCACAAAGCGCAAGGCCAGACGCUGGAGCGGGUGAAAGUUGAUCUGCGCAAGGUCUUUGAGAAUGGACAGGCAUAUGUGGCGCUCAGUCGCGCGACGACGCAGGAGGGGCUUUGGGUGCAGAAUUUCAAUCCGAGGGCCGUGAUGGCGCAUAAGAGGGUGGGGGAGUUUUAUGAUAGUUUGUAUAGUGUUAAUAAGGCGUUGAGGCAUCCGAAGGUGCAGCAGGGGAGGGAGAAUAAGAAGCAGGAGAAGGUGCAGGGGGAGGUACAGAAGUUGGAGGAUAGGGCGAUGGAGGAGGUGCUGGAUUGGGAUGAGGAUGAGGAGGCUAUGGCUGCUUAUGGAUGAGUUUUUCUGGGGUUGGAGGGG
This is a messenger RNA of Pseudogymnoascus verrucosus, 3268 nucleotides long. RefSeq lists its product as uncharacterized. The transcript is spliced from 3 exons. The record is from RefSeq and is a predicted model, not a curated record. The coding region runs from base 323 to 3247 and encodes 974 amino acids. Lineage: Eukaryota; Fungi; Ascomycota; Leotiomycetes; Thelebolales; Thelebolaceae. Gene Ontology annotation, biological process: telomere maintenance; DNA repair. Gene Ontology annotation, molecular function: ATP hydrolysis activity; DNA helicase activity.